Messenger RNA from Truncatella angustata, 2904 nucleotides. RefSeq names its product P-loop containing nucleoside triphosphate hydrolase protein. The transcript is spliced from 3 exons. NCBI's taxonomy places the organism in Eukaryota, Fungi, Ascomycota, Sordariomycetes, Amphisphaeriales, Sporocadaceae. The coding region runs from base 438 to 2690 and encodes 750 amino acids. The record is from RefSeq and is a predicted model, not a curated record. Gene Ontology annotation, molecular function: GTPase activity; microtubule binding; GTP binding. Gene Ontology annotation, cellular component: membrane; microtubule; cytoplasm.
GUCCAUUAUCUGCAACUGCACGACGAACCAACAUGUUUCAUCAAUAUGUACUGUCGAUCUCCAGCAUGGGAAGCCGACUAAACCACCAGGCCGCCAAGUUGCCGUGCGAUCUUGAAUAAUUUUCGGAAAAGGCGAAGUCAUGGGUUGCCGUCUCAUGUAGCUGUGUAAUCCUUGUUCGCUGGCUGAGUCUGGAGGUAACCUGGAUAGGGUGAUCAAAAUCAAGGGUGGCAGGCCUCAACAGCAGAUUCCGGGUUGCUCGCAAGAUUGAUAAAUUAUAUAAGAGACUGGGUACUGCAACAUAUUAUUGUGGAGUGUAUAUCCAUAAGUCAAAAUCCUGCUUAUACAGCCUGGCCUUGUAUCACGUCUAUCAUUUAGCCUCAAUCGAGUACUCGAAUCCACCUCGUUGGCAGGGAGUUCUCAUAGUUUUGUUCUCAGCCAUGAGUGAUGCACCAGAACACGACAUCUCUCUCGAUUCAGUGGCGAUGGAUGAGUUGAGCAGCCCAAUGGCAAGGGCUCUGCUUGACACCGUCGAUAAUCUCCGGGAGCUUCAGAUCGGCGAGAUUGUCAACUUGCCUCAAAUCAUCGUGGUUGGCGACCAAUCUUCGGGUAAGAGCUCCGUACUUGAAGCUCUUUCGAAUGUCCGGUUCCCCACUAAGGGCGACCUUUGCACCCGCUUUGCCACCGAGCUUGUGAUGAGGUACGCCCCAGAGACGAAGAUUGAUGUUAGGACUGACCCUGCCGGCGGUGGCUCUUCUCAAAAUUUCAAUCGUACCACCUUCAACAAAGAUGCUUUGCCUGAAAUCAUCAGAGAGGCCACAGAAAACAUGGGAAUUCACCCGGGAAGCUCAAAAGGCUACUCUCAGGACGUCUUACGCGUGGAAAUUGCAGGACCUCAUGUCUACCCACUCACACUUGUCGAUCUGCCGGGCUUUUUCCAUUCUGAGACGGAAGAACAGACACAAGAGGGCAAGGAGAUUGUUCAGCAGCUCGCCGAACGUUACAUGAAGCAGCCAAAAAGCAUUAUCCUAGCUGUUAUAGCGGCGAACAACAACCUAGCCAAUCAGAUCGUUGUUGAGGAGGCCAGAAGGCAUGAUCCCAAAAGGGAGCGUACGCUCGGUGUGAUCACGAAGCCCGAUCUUGUAGCACCGGGAUCACAAGAUGAGAGGAAGUGUCUGCAACUGGCCAGAGCUCAGGAGAGCGUGCACAAGCUGAAGCUUGGCUGGUAUGUUCUGCGUAAUCGACCCGAAGGAAAAGAGGAGAUGAGUGCAGACGACAGAGAUGCUGAUGAGGAAAGAUUUUUCCAGACGGGUGCGUGGUCCAACAUUUCUCCAAUCAGCCGUGGUAUCACUCCAUUACGGAAGAAGCUCAGCAAGGUCCUUCUUGGACACAUUCAAAAGACACUACCUGGCUUGAUCCAGGAUAUUGAGAACAAUUUAUCCGCACGCAAACGAGCUCUUGAUCAACUUGGAAAGCCUCGCUCAGAACCUGAAGACCUAAGGACAUACCUACUCGAGAUCACAGAGAAAUUUCAGCGUCUUCUACGUGACGGUACUGAAGGUCGCUACAAUGACGAGUUCUUUGGCGAUCUUCAUACCGACUGCGAGACCCGCAAAUUACGGGCUGUACUCAGGAUGUUGAACCGUGCUUUUCACGCAACGCUGGCCACUAAGGGGGUGGAUCGCAUGGUUGAAUGGGAAGACGACGAAAGGAAUCUACUUUACGAUCGUGUCUUUCCAGGUGUGCUGGGCGGCAUACCCGAGUAUCUAGAGUCAUAUCUCGACCUCUUCGACGGAUUUCCCGAACCUAGUGUUAUUUCUGAGAUGGAUCUCCAUGACGAGCUUGGACACCUGGCAGCGGCUAAUCUGGGAAGUGAGUUUCCAGGUCAGCCAAAUGGAAAUCUUAGUUUACAGCUCUUCAAGAUGCAAAUACGGCCAUGGGACGGCAUCGCCAAAUUCUAUCUUGAUCAAGUCAUCGAUUUUGUCAAGUCUUUCGUAGAACAACUGUUCCUUCACCUCAUCGGAGGAGACAAGCAAACUUCCAAUGCCAUUUUGUUGUUCUGCGUCGACCAAUUCUUUCACGAUAAGAAGCAAGUUCUCAAGGAUAAGCUACAGGAAGUUCUCAGGCCAUAUAAAUCUGCAUACGGUCCACCGCUUGACGUAGAAUUUCAUACUACGUUCGUAUCAACGACAGUAGGCCGUGAGGCAGGGCGUAUUGCAAGCCUACUUGAAGAGAAAUUCCCGGCUGCAUUCGUCGAGAAGGGAGGGAAGGGUCUUGUUCGCGAUCAUGUUGAACAGGCUCUUAAACAUUCAGAGAAAGCUAGUGCCAGUGAAUUCGGCAUUGAGAAAGUUGUCGACUUGACGAUGACACACUUUCAAAUAUCCCUCGGAACAUUUGCCCAGAACGUGGUGAAUUUAGCUGUUGAGAACUGCCUGAUCUCCGAUCUUCCAAACAUUCUCACACCAUCUAUGGUCAUCGAGAUGAGCGAUGAACGCUUAAAGAUGCUUGCUUCCGAGUCAGAGGAUAUCCAGGCAGAGCGGUAUACCCUUCAGCACGAGGUCAACAUACUCAUAUCCGGCCUGAGAAAGUGUUCACAAUGUCGACCUCACCAGAGAACAGUGCUUCCCAAAGCCUUCACAAGCUUUUCCCCCACAACCUUGAGUCAAUCGUCAGCGUCCAGUGAUACCUCAUGAUUGCUUCCCAUAGAUAAAUCGGGAAACAGUGAAGUAGGCCCCUCUAAGCUCUACAGGGCCGUAGGUGCUCUUUAUCGCAAAAUUAGGCAAAGUUUUCUCUUUAAAAUUAAUGUAUUCUAUUAGUAUAAACUUAGCUCGUUAUCUUGUUUAUAAUUAUUAAACCAGGACCACUGUCUUGUCCCUUGGUUAUGGGCCUCACGAUGAGCUCACAGGC